AUGGACUUGAUGUACAGAAUUGGAACUGAAGACUGUCAGUUCUGUCCACUGCCUUCGGAGGUUCCGUUGGGCGCACGCAAUCGAAUUGCAGGAUCCGACCCGGUGGCUCGCCGGUGGAGUACUUGUCAUGACGACGGGCUACACCUUCCGCGUUCGGCGACAAAGCAAUACGAGUACGUCGAGCGCAUCGCGCAGACCGGUGCGGUGGCACUGGCGUUCGACACCGGCACCGUGCACGAAAGGGUGCCGGACGCGAUCAUCAGGGCCGGCGACGAACUGGGUUUUGCCGUGCUUUCCGUCGCCAAGGGAGACGCCGCGGUGGUCGACGCGCAGGAGAAGUUGGCACGUGCUCUGCUCGACGGGGUGCCGGCUCUGAUCACUGCCCUGGGUCGAGCCGUUCACGCAGCAGUCUGUGUUCUCGAUCGGGACGGCGCGGUGCUGGCUCUGACGGAAGGUAAGGAGCGCAGCCGGAUCGUGGUGGACGACGACGGUCACCUGGCCAUUCACCGCCUUGCUGUGAGCGGCACGCUGGCCGUGGCGUCCGACGCCGCCUUGGAUCAGUCCGAGCGAUUGUUGGUGGGCCACACGGUGUCGCUGUUGACCAUCGAGCUUGCCAAGCCGUUGCGGGUUGUCGAUGCCGAACAGCGGCUGAGGUUGGCCGUUACGACGAUGGUGCGCCAGGCCGGCGGUGACGUCGACGAAAGUCUGUUGCGGUACUUCGGAUUCGAAUCCGAAACCACGGUGGUGGCAACCGCCUUGACCGAUGUCGGACCUUUGCUUGCGGCCACCGACAUCACUUCAGCGGCCCUGGAAGAAGAGUCGGUGCCGUACCUGUUGGCCCCGCUGAAUGACGGAGCCGGUGUGUGGUUCGUCGUGAAAAGUGAAGUUGCGGAGAAGGUCACGCGCAGUGUGUAUGCGAGAGUGCGGGAGAAUUCACGCCGGAGUAUCAACGGUGGAAUCGGUGGCGUCCGGCCGAUGAGCGGUGUAGCAGCCAGUCUGCGCAGGCCGUCUCUGCUGCCAAAUCUCUUGUUGAGUGUGCAGUCGAGCGAUGUUCUGCAGUCGAUCGCGGCCGGCGGUCUCGGUGUGCUGGAAGGCUACGACGCCGAGAACGGUUCCCGUCUGGUGGACUCGAUCGAAGCGUUCCUGCACCACAAUGGUCAAUGGGAAUCCGCUGCAGCGCAAUUGGGUGUUCACCGGCACACGCUGCGUAACCGCAUGGACAAGGCUGCCGAGUUGAUCGGCCGAGAUCUCGAUUCCGCCCACACCGGUCCGGAGUUGUGGAUCGCACUCAAAGCUCGUGAACUGCUGCAGGCGGAAUCGAAUUCAGAUCAUGCUCGGCCGCCCCUGAGA
Molecule: messenger RNA, 1350 nt
Organism: Mesorhabditis spiculigera
Lineage: Eukaryota; Metazoa; Nematoda; Chromadorea; Rhabditida; Rhabditidae
Source: the annotation of a GenBank genome assembly